This is a messenger RNA of Fusarium oxysporum Fo47, 2952 nucleotides long. RefSeq names its product ASST-domain-containing protein. The transcript has 5 exons. The record is from RefSeq and is a predicted model, not a curated record. Bases 1 to 2952 code for a protein of 983 amino acids. Lineage: Eukaryota; Fungi; Ascomycota; Sordariomycetes; Hypocreales; Nectriaceae.
AUGCUUUCGUUUUUGGUGCAAGUCGCGACGCUUGCUUCGUUAGCUACUCUAUCUCUCGCAGAUGACGCUCCAGUGAAUGACUUGGAGGCAUACAAUAAGGGCUUCCUCGGUCAAUUUCCCUCACAGGAAUUCAAGUCCUCGGACGUAGUAGCCCCUGUCUUCCAAAUCAGUACCUUCAACCCCAAUCUUGUCGAUGAUUCAGGGUUUCUCUUCUUGACAAUGGAACACGGCGACAAAUCAGGGCCUGCCAUCUUCUCCAGCAAAGAUCUCAGCCUCGUAUAUGCUGACAUCUCAUACGCCAAAACAUUUGAUGCUCGUGCUCAAGUGAAGAGCGGAGGCAAGUAUCUCACUUUCAUUGAGGGCGGUCGCUGUCAUGCCUUUGAUGCCAACUACCAGAAGAAAUGGACAGUCGAGAUCGAGAACCUAGGGCCUACACAGGGCAGUAUCCAUGAGUUCGAGAUCACAACUCAGGGGGGCACAGCUCUGAUGACCGCUGUCCAGGAUGUCAGAUACAACUUGACUGCUCUUGGGGGUGAAAUGGAUGGUUGGCUAAGCGAUUCCAUCUUUCAAGAAGUCGAGCUCGAAACCAACAGGGUUACCAACGUGUGGAGAUCCUUCACACAUGUCAACCUGACCGACACCAUGGUCAAAUACAGUCCCAAAAAGACGUUCAUGCAUGGUGAUGGUUUCGACUGGUUUCACAUAGACAGUGUGUCGAAGACCUCGAAAGGUCAUUACCUGGUUUCAUCAAGGAGUCUUUCGGCAAUCAUCCUCCUCCAGGCGGAUAGCCUGAACCCACGAUGGGUCCUCGGAGGAAAGCGCAACCAAUUCAAGGACCUCAGUGGCGGCAAUGCAACCAACUUCGCAAAUCAAUAUGACGCAAAGUUUGUCCAGGGCAAUGAGAGUCAAAUCAGUUUCUUCGACAACCAAGCCACCACAAGCGGAUCAUGUAGCGGAGAAAAUUGUUCUCGUGGUGUUGUUGUGGAACUUGACUAUGAGGAAAUGACAGUCAGGCUUUUACAUGAAUUUUAUCAUCCUCGGGAGAUCUCCUCGGGUUCAGGGGGCAGCGUCCAGGGCCUUGACAAUGGCAACUUCCUUGUCGGCUGGGGAGCGAACCCAGCGAUUACAGAGCAUACAUCCAAUGGUACAGUUGUCAUGGAUAUUCAGCGAGGAGUUAUCCCACAUGAAACUAACGGUGACCCCGAUCUUGAUAUAUCUGUGUAUCGCGCGUGGAAGAUGGAAUGGAUUGGCCGACCUCCAUGGGGUCCUUCCAUCGCUUCCGCGCUUCCAGGGAAUGAGGCGACAAACGCUACCAUCUAUGUGUCCUGGAACGGCGAUACUCAGGUUGACCAAUGGGAAGUGUACGUUGGUGAAGAUGACAAGAAUGCCACUUCUUCUCCGAGACUUCUCGCAAAUUCAUCUCGAUUUGGCUUUGAAACAGAAAUCCUCCUGGAAACAUUGCCACUUCCUAGAUCCGCACGGGCUGUCGGUUCUCUCAUAGAUCUUCAAGGCUCACGAAAUGUCUGUGCCUAUACGCCGGGUGCCCUUUCUGGUGCAUCCAAGACAGAGGAUCAACAACAAGACAAAACUGCAAAGAAAGGCGAACAAGAGAGUGGUGAAAAUACUGUGGAGAAGGAACUUGGGCCCUUGGCUCGACGGUUGGAAGAAGCCACAGAGGAAGCCCUCUUUACCGGUGGAAGAGCCGGACGUCGGGCCGUUGAGGAUGCCGGUUUCUCGGAAGAGCUUAAGGAAAGACUGUUGAACAAAAUUGCAGAUGCAAAUUUUAAAUCUGAAAAUGCCAGCGCCUUUGCCGAGGCCAGUCUCUCGUCAACGGCAGGCGAGGGGACACGGCAUAUCGCUUCAGCGCAGGCGUGGACAGGAGAAGAGAGCACUGCAGAUACGGUACUUCGAAUGCUCGAUGAUGCAAAGAAACCUCUCGCUCCAGGCCUAAGGGGCAAGUUUCAACCCCCUCCGGUUGAUAUGCGACUACAGAAGCAACCGAGGCGAUCAGCUGGAGAGAAAGUAGCCAAAGCGAGGGACAAGGUGAACACCUAUGUCGGAAUGGGUGGUCAACAAGCCAAAAAUGGUAUGAGUGAAGAUGAAAAAGAGGCUUGGAGAAAAGAGUUGAGGGAGAGGUUUGAGCCUGGAGCCCGAGCGUUACCAAACUCUAUCACGGGUCUUGCAGCACUGGCGAAUGAACGCAUCGAGAACGCUAUUGCGAGAGGACAGUUCAAGAAUAUUCCCCGCGGAAAGGGAGUUGAGCGUGAUGCUCGCGCCGAUAACCCCUUUAUCGAUACGACGGAGUAUAUCAUGAACAAAAUGAUUCAAAGACAGGACAUCGUUCCACCCUGGAUAGAGAAGCAGCAGGAACUUGCCAAGCAGCUCGGUAUUUUUAGAGCUCGACUCCGAAACGACUGGCGACGCUUUGCAGCAAGGAUGAUCGCUUCACGGGGAGGAUCAUUGCAGGAGCAGAUUCGAAGAGCAGAAGAAUACGCUGCAGCGGAAGAGGUGCAUAACCCAAUUAUACGAAAGAAAACCGAUGGCCAAGUGGAAGAGAUUAAAGCUGCCUCGCCGGUUGUUGGAAGGCCGUUUCGAGAUUCAGCGUGGGAGCAAACUGAAGCGGCAUAUCACAAGCUGUCGAUUGAGCGUCUUAAUGCCCUGACACGAAGCUAUAACUUGAUGGCACCGGAUCUAGCAAAGAAGCCGUACUUUUCACUUGAGCGAGAACUCAAGGCGUGCUUUGCUGAAGUUGCGCCUACAGUGGCUCGAGAGAUUCAGGAGCGUGCAACGGGUGGAACGGCGAGGAGUUUGGGAGGAGGGGGUCAAGCGGGCAAACAGACGGGUUUGCUAGAGACAUUGACUGGAGGUGACGAUGUCAAGGUUCAUGUUGAAGCACAGGAGAAAGCAUAUGGGCUGAAGGAGUGGUGGAGAGACGUGUGGAAGAAGAAUUGA